Molecule: messenger RNA, 1789 nt
Organism: Oldenlandia corymbosa var. corymbosa
Lineage: Eukaryota; Viridiplantae; Streptophyta; Magnoliopsida; Gentianales; Rubiaceae
Source: the annotation of a GenBank genome assembly
AUUACCCUUUUAUUUAUUUUUAUUAUUUUCAUUUUCAUUUAUUUCCCUCGCUUUCCUCCUCCCUUACUCCCCCAAGCUGGGGGCCUCGCUGCUUAGUUCUUCCAGUCCAGAAUCGACAGUUUGACACAAAUAACUCCGCUUAGGAAGUGAUUCUCGGGAAGUAAGCGAAUUCAGACUGAAAUGGAUAAUAACAGAUUGGAGCAGACGCUGCAGGACGGCAAGCUGUAUAGGCAGGUCAAUUCAUUGAUUGUUGCCCAUCUUCGUGACAACAAUCUCAAUCAGGCUGCAAGUGCUGUUGCUUCAGCUACUAUGACCCCACUGAAUGUUGAAGCUCCUCCUAACAAGCUUCUUGACUUGGUGGCUAAGGGCCUUGCAGUGGAGAAGGAUGAAAUAUUAAGAGGUGUUCCUUCAGCUGCAUUGUUCGAUUCGAGUAUACAUACAGGAUAUGGUUCAAUACCAGCUCCUCGUGCUACUGCUCUUGACUUCAGUGCCAUGCUGGACACUAAAGGAUCAUCAAAAAGUUUCGCAAAGCAUGAAACAAGACAUAUAUCAGAGCAUAAGAAUGUAGCAAGAUGCGCAAGAUUUAGUCCUGAUGGAAGUUUCCUUGCAACUGGAAGUGCUGACACAUCUAUAAAGCUCUUUGAGGUAUCUAAAAUUAAGCAGAUGAUGCUAUCAGAUACUAGAGAUGGCUCUGUGCGGCCUGUUAUAAGGACAUUAUAUGAUCACCUACAACCUAUAAAUGACUUGGAUUUUCAUCCUCAAAAUACGGUUCUCAUUUCUGGGGCAAAGGAUCACACAAUUAAGUUCUUUGAUUUUUCAAAGACUAUGGCAAAGAAAGCUUUCCGAGUUAUUCAGGAUACUCACAUUGUACGGUCAGUGUCUUUCCACCCUUCUGGAGAUUUCGUUUUGGCAGGAACUGAUCAUCCAAUUCCACAUUUAUAUGACGUUAAUACUUUCCAGUGUUAUCUUUCUGCAACUUUCCCAGAUACUGGUGUUAGUGGAGCUAUAAAUCAGGUGAGGUAUUCAACUACUGGGGCGUUGUACGUUUCUGCAUCCAAAGACGGAGCUAUUAGGUUGUGGGAUGGAGUCAGUGCCAGUUGUGUCCGCACAAUUGCUGGUGCUCAUGGAGCUGCAGAAGUGACUAGCGCAUGUUUUACAAGGGACCAAAGGUAUAUUCUAUCUUGUGGGAAAGACUCUUCUGUGAAGCUCUGGGAAGUCGGUACUGGAAGAUUGGUUAAGCAGUAUCUUGGGGCAAUACAUACUCAGCUACGGUGCCAGGCUGUUUUUAAUGACACCGAAGAAUUUAUAUUGUCCAUUGAUGAACCCAGCAAUGAGAUUGUCAUCUGGGAUGCACUGACAGCAGAGAAAGUGGCUCGAUGGCCAUCAAAUCAUGUUGGCGCCCCUCGUUGGCUGGAGCACUCACCGACAGAGGCCACUUUUGUUUCUUGUGGGACUGAUAGGUCAAUACGUUUCUGGAAGGAGACUCCAUAGGUUGGUACUGAAGGUUUAUUCUGAAUGCAGCUUGGAAGUUUGCGAAAUGCAAGCAAGAUGAGGUUGUGUCCAGCCGUUAUUUGAGUUCAUUCGAUUUCUUGUCAUCAGGUUGUUUCUUACUUCUUUCAAGUUUAAGACCACUCCAAUAGAAACUCUAUGCAUUGCUCUCACCUGUGAAUAGGUUGCAAGAAUUACAUUAUAAAACUUAUGUGCUCCAUAUAAGUACUCUCUCCCUUGCUAGCCAUUGGGUUUGCAUCCAGUUUUGCUUUCACUAUAACGAAGUUAGUUUGAUAAUUUG